GCCAAGAAUGCUGAAGCUCCUUCGUCAAGCUCGAGCAUGCAUGUCGCGCCUCGGAAUUCGAAGACCGACAAGACAAACAACACUGCAGCUGUUGCUACUCCUUCACCUCCGCAACGACACUAAGGCAUGAUAGAAAGAUAUACUAUAGAUCAUGAUAUCUUCCUGAUUCAGAUUCAGAUUCUCCAUUGGUGUCUUAUCUUUCAGUGAAUACGCGUAGGGGCGUUACGAAAGACAAAAAACAAGUGUUCAGACUCUUGAUGAGUCUUCAACUUCAAUAAAGUAGAUGUAGUUCGUAGACGCAGAAGAGAGAGAGAAACCUAAGCAUGAAGAUCUUCAAUUUCGUAUAGUACUCGAAACCUCCCUAGUAAAGGCUAAACAUCAUGAUCUUCUUCAAGAAUGUGGUAACAGAAACCCCAUCCCUAAAUGUUAAACAUGUUGAUGAUCAUCUGCUAUCGUCUAAUAUCAACAACAGCCUCCGGCGCAACAGGUCCCAAGGGGUCUGUGGUUUGAGCCUUUAUUCCUCAUAAUGAUGCAAAUGCGUCUGCCAUUGACCAGAGAGCAAGCACGAGCACUCUUUGCGCAUUAUGCGAGAGAACAUGCAGAACAAAGAGACACGUCGCAGAAAUUAAGGCUCGCGACCUCGCCGUCAAGGACCUAAUAAAUCGUAAUUGAUUUUGAUUCAUCAAUCUUCAUAGAUAGAUGAUGAUGAUGAGAAGCAUUUUUUUUUUGUGGUUUGCUUAGUCAGACCAAGGACUGGCUGUAGAAGGCAGGGAAAUCAACAAUUGAUGAAUUUGCGCGCGCGCAUCUAACUCUGAGGAGGGCGACGGCUAUGGAAGACACCUCUGACGUAGGGACGAGAAGAGCACCUACAUUUUCCAGAGCAGGUUAAGGCCGCAAAUAAGUCGUCGUCGACGGACCACUUUUAAUGUUUGAUAGAGUUGUGGAUCAUCAACAUCAAGAGCAGCAACAUCUUCUGGAGUAGUGAAACUUCUAGGAGUUUCAUCAAGCUCCACUUCUAGGAGUUUCAUCAAGCUGCAACAUGAAUCUUGAAAAAAAGCAAGAAGUCUUGAAGAUUAUACUGCAGCAUCUCUCUAAAAAGUGGCGGAAAAUGGCGCUGAGGCUGACCCAACAGCAACAGCAUCAGCAGUUAAGGCAUUUGAUAACUCAUCUCCGCAAGACCAAGAGCCCAAGAGCCACUAGCACGAGCCACGACAGAGGAUGCGAAAAAGCUGGAUCCCUUUCCCUCGUGUAGUUGUACUUGUUAGUAGUCUUUCCACGACAGUAGACGUAGAUGAGUAAGUUUGAACGUAUCUUCCCGGUAGCUCGUAGUCGUGUUUGAAUCGUCGUGAAGCGACAGUAGAGUGAGCUUGAAAGUAUCUUGUCUUCUGUGUCGCUCGUAGUCGUGUUUAAAUCGUCGAUCCCUGUCGUCCCUCGUAGUGUUUAAAAAGUCGUGAAGAGGACGUUCUCCUUUUCAUCCUCUAAAAGACACGACUCACGCCAAAGCCUCUUCUUGUCUCGAAGCAGAGCACAGAGUCUAUUUUCAGAUUUAGGGCUUCCCCUAAUCCAACGCCAACUCUCUGGAGAUCCCUCAUCCUCAAUAGUAUGCACCCCAAUACCAGGGAGAUACUCUUGAGGCAUAUUCUACUUGAGGGAUCUCCACAGGGAUAGGAUCGAAUAGGAUAUUAGUGUGCCUUUGCAGGGAUGAAUUAUUGGGGGAAGCCAAGCUCUAAGAGAUGUGAUCGAUUUCGGCGUCCAUAGGGAAGCAUUCUUCUACUUUCUACAUUUUCAUCGGAUACAGCUUCCGGACUCCGCGAUUCUAGCACUUUGGGAUCAAAUCAUACUGCCGAAAUUUAUGAAGUAGAAUCAAAUAUCUCAAUCUCAAACAAAAAUGUUACCUGCUAUAUCUCUAGAUUGCUAAUAAAUGUUCACCUAUAUCUAUCACGCGGGCUGGUCCUGGAGCGUUCAUUCGCCCUCAGCUACUUUAUGUAAUGGUCGACUCUAGCUAAAAGUGGAAUGAUGUAAGUAUUGUUCGUCGUAGACAAAACGAAAGAAACAAAUACAAAUAGACGCUUCUGCUUGUUGUGCUUCAUCUUGUUCGCCAGCACGACUACAGCCAGUACCUUCUAGACCAACAGGAGCCCACAGUUACAGCGUCUCCGUCUAACUAUCGGCGUGGUGCCUUGCAGAACUCCACGGUAGAGCUGCCCUCUUACAUGGCUGAAACAUUCAUUGGGCAGUGGAUAACGGAUCUGCGGAUGCGGAAUGAGGAGUAUAACAUUACGAAUCCAUCGACUUCAAAGGUUGUCGUUGUAUAUUUAGAUGCACUAGUUGCAGAAGUAGAUGCAGAAGUAGAUUCACACUCAGCAGAGGAAGUAGUGAAAAUAUCUCGAUGUUGUCGGACUAGGACAUUAACAUUGACAUGAGUACUAUUUUAGUAGAACAAGUAGAAGUAUCUUAACCUUAUCGAGGUCGUCGUGUAGAAGUACUAGAAGAUACAUUUACGUCAACGUCCUCGUGGUCUUUCACUAGGAGAAAGUGUCUAGCUUCAACUAAACACUAGUAGGCUUAUGAGGAUUAGUAAAGAUCUUGUUGUAUUUCAUUUUCACGUAGUUGAUUAUCUUGAAUGCUUUGUUCUUCCAUGAUAGUGAGUGUUUGAUGUGUCGUUGUUGAAACUUGAGACCUGUCAUGUGACUGUGGCGUCAUUACUGAGCUCCUCUCAGCUGAGACGAAUCUGUCCCUGACGAUGCCUAUUACUGGUCGUAGUGAUUAGCGGCCAUUAGCUAGUCAAGUGUAAGUGUCGUGAAAACCUUAUCACCAGAAAAUGAAUUUGAAUUUUGGGCGAUAAAAAACCACUUUUUCGAGAAUAAUUGAAAUUUCGACUUCUUUUUUUUGAAAUUUGAAACUUUGAAUUUCUACUUUUUCCAUCUGAGGGAAUCUGUGGAAUGUUGUAGAUAGCAAGAGGGCACACAGAUGCUUACUCUAUCAUAAUGUAGUAAAAGUAGGAUGUACUAUUAAAGUAGUAGUGAGAGGAUCUUCGCUCGAUAGGCAGGAAUAAAGACCAACUACGGUCGCACGUGAUGUACUGCUUCUACUUCAGAAGACGUAACUCUCUUUCCAAAAAUGUAGUUCUUUCACUCCUAGAAAGACUACUAAAGAACUUUGUUGCUCAACCUAGAACAAGAGACAACAACAAGCUCCACCUCUAAGUUCUCUAAUCUCGAAGCAGAAGACAACAAAGAGCAGAUUGCGAGUACCUCUGUGGCGCCAUGGCCUCCAAAAGAACUUGUGCCGAUCGAAUUUUAUGCUCCAUCUCCUAAUCCAUCUCUAGUACAGGGAAGUAGAUUCGUCAACAAUUCAAGGGGAUCCGUCAACGUUUCAUCUGGCGUUGUACCCCAUGAAAAUAAAUGAAUGGCAACUGCAAUAUCUACUAGAAGACGUAGGUGGUGGACGAGUAGACCUAUUUACCUGUUAACUUUUUACUCCGUACUGUAGAUAGUUGACCUUGACGAGGACAGAGUAGAUAGACUGGAAGCGAGGGGAUAGCGCUCGUCUUAGCACCGACCACAGAGAUGCAUCUCCACAGAGAUGGUGAUGGAUGUCCACGGAUAUCAAAAUCAAUGGUUUGCUAGGGACACUUAGCUCUCUCUAAGAAUUUGUUACCGACUUAACAAUCGAGGUACUGCUUCGAAGUGGGAUGUGGGUAGAGUUUGCCAAAGAGAUACUGCGUUCGCUCGACGUCGUCGUCGCUCCGGAUGUUACGAUGAGUAACUUCUCUUGAGGGCGCUUGAUUAGUACACCCAACUUUUAAACUCGUAAAAUAGCAACUCAAAUUGUUGAUGUCAGUAUGAAAAAGUUGACCCCCAUUAAACUCGAAAAAUAUAAAUUGUUGCCAGCAUCAAAAAGCUGGCCCCCAUUAAGUCGAAGCUCGCCGAUGCUAUUUUGGUUCUUUAUCCUUCCUCCGUGGCAGCUUUCACUACACCAAUUUUGAUAUACGCGUUAUUCUUGACCACAUUUACCUUACGUUAUAUUGACCUUGAAGUUCUUGAAUCUGUUCCGUCUUGCCGGUAGUUUAGAAGGGCUACUCACGUUAUUUUUGACCACAUGCACAUUACAGCGUUAUAUAAUUACUUAUAUAUCAUCGACCCACCUCCCACAAUGAUUUAUAUUACUCCCACAUCGUUUUCGUUGUGUUAUCAAUAUAUGAUUAACGACGCUCUUUCUAAUAUCCAUGUAGAAAGCAUCUUUCGGGAGUUGCUGAUAAAAAACAUUGUGGAACAGAGUUCGGCAGGAGACGUUGAGAAGAGCAAUUCGACGAAACAGAUGACGGGGUUUCUCCCAUUCGACGACUGCUAUCGGAUCCUCAAAGGCGUCGGGAAGAUUAUGAGUCUGACUUGCUCCAAAUUGGCUCCAACAUGACUUCUUGCGCUUUCGGAAAAAAUGAUAAAAAUGCAGAUGGUCUAUCUCUAUAGAUCGUUUCUGAGCAGUUGUAUUCCUAUUCCAGAAGUAGAAUACACAAUCGAUAUCGAUUUCUUGUUGGAUAUCAUUCAAGAUUGGUGGUUCUUGCUUCGCCCCCUAAGAAAGGUAACUACAUGUCGUGCACCAACUUAUCGAAGGUAUUGCUCUUUCAAUCGGUAAAUGGACCUUGUCGAAGGCAUCUUCCUUUCAACUAGAGCAGGAGAGAAAAGUUGUGUACCCUGUCAACUAGAAGAAACAGAAAGGAAAGGUGUCGCAAGAUACGUGGCUUCAAACUACACUCUGAUUACAGCUACAUUCUGAUGGAACGUUCUAAGAAGACAUCGGGAAUGGAUUUCCGCUACUUCCGGCGCACCAUACAGGCCUUAGGUAUGGCUCUAUUAAAAAUCGUUGAUGUAGUCGUGCAUGUGGUAUAACUUCCUGCUUCCUCUUCCUUGCUCUUCAGUCUCAGAGUCUAGCUCGAUUAGUACUAGUCCUUGUACUUCCACUUCUUCAGACUCUAGCACUUCUUGCUUCACCUUCUAGAAGAUGUAGUGCUCCAGAAUGAUGAGGUCACCAUGAUUUUGUUGUUAGUUCCGCUAAUCCGAGCCUGAACUUUUCCUACGCGGACUUGUAUGACACUUACGUUCAAGCGGAAAAGGAAGAACGCCUCCGCCUUGAACAGUUCCAGUUAAGGCUUGUCAGCAUAGUACUUCAUUCAUCUUUAGCGACAGGAUAAGGAUACUGUUUAACUUGCCUCAGUCAGAAUGAUGAGGGAAUCCUUCUUGAAUAUCUCAGAAGAUUCUUGCUUCUACUAUGGUGCUAUUGCUUCUGGGGUAGAAGAGAACAUUUUUGCUGAGAAUACAAAUACAAAAACUCUGCUGGCUCCUGUAGUACAAUGAAUGGAUGAAUCAAUGAGAGUCCUCUAAUCCAGUUGGCAGCGUUGAUCUUGGUGAAAGAGCGACUUCAGCGGCAGUUCAUGCGCGAGCUUGGUUUGGAAUCGGAUCAGAUUUUCUUAACGAUGCUCGGCUACAGUGCUCUCUUCAUACUGAUAUUCCUCUUCUUUUAUGGCGCACAAAGAAAAAGAAACCGGUUAGUUUUCCCCCAUACCCUAGAUUUAUCCCAACAAACACAAUCUAUCGCAUCAAUCAUAGUUGAUUACUCUCGUGUGAGCUGUGAAGCUGAGGGUGAGUGUGUAGUUGCCUGUAUCUGUAUGAGAGACCACUGUUAGUGGGUAUCUUUCAGGCUCAACAAUGUUAGUAGGUAUCUUGCUCUAAACGAUUGUUUGGCUCCAUGUCGUCAUCCUCCCUACGAGUUUCUUUUUCUUCUAGAUAGACGGUCGGUGAAUAAUUAACAUCAAAAACCACAAAGUAGAUUUCUAAUUUUCGCUGCUCGUGUUGCAGAGUUUCGGUCCGGGUCAUAGUUUGAUCACGACUUCGGUCCAGGUCUUUUUCGCAGCUUUCGUUACCUUCAGUGUGGACCGGCUCAGCAGCGAGGGAAUCAACUUGCCGACUUAUCUAUUAAGGCAACUGUUACGACUUAUCUAUUUCUAUUAGGGUCGUGAUAUCAAGAACAUCGAUUGCUUAGCGCGCGGUCAUCUGGCUAUAAUCAUACUACUGGCAACAAGGCUAUGCCUUGUCCUUAAUCAGUCAAAAACCUAGUUUCUUUGCAACUAUUAAGGCCACUGCUACGAUUCCGUCUACGACCCUAAGGAAAAACUCCUUUACGCUUUCGCCUACAAGGACUGCUAGCUACAGCUAUUUCUUUGUGCCUCUUGUUUUAUUUCUCUCCAUAGAUUUGCGCUUGGUUUGAUUUACUUUCCAUAGGGUCUAGUAUCAGAGAUACUCUUAAAUACAAAUCUCCAUGCGCAUGCUCAUCUGAGGCAUGAGAGUAUUGUGAACAAAUCAACUGCAGUUGAUCUUGUCAGUCAGCAACUGUCUACCCUCCGUAGGCAUAGUGGCUAGUACUGGAGAUGCACUUAUACAACUCUCCGUGGGGAGAUCUAAUGUAAGGCAAAUUGAAGGCAGUAGUGAAGAAAUCCGUCAGGGUUAUGCACUAGCUCAUCUGCUGCUGGAGGAGAUAAGAGCAUUGGGCUAGUACGACAAGCUGCUGUGCGUGUACGUCAAGAAGACACCACAUGGGAUGCAGAUGCCAGUAAGUGCUGUUCUUGUACGAGGCGAAAAAUUAAAACGGGACGAAGAUGGUAGUAGGCGCUGCCGUGCGCGUACGUCAAGAAGAAAGAUGGGAUGAAGAUGCCAGUAGGCGCUGUUGUACGAGAGGAAGACAAGAGAAGACUUCUACAAAGAUGUGCAUAGUGCUAUUGUUUUGAAGAGGAAGACCACAAAUGAGACCACUCAACAGGGUUCAGUUGUGCAAAAACUUACUUUUUAUGUUGCUAUGUAUUCAUCAUCGUGAAUGAGUUGAACAUCAAAAUUUGUAUCACUCGGCAAAAAAGCGAAAUCAUCACUCGCUUGCUCCCUAAAGUAAUAAAUUUCGCGACAGCUUCUAUUGAGCUACAUGAUGAAGUGUAAUGAUAGAUAAUGAUCACAAAUGUUAAUACAACGUCUCUCUUAUGUUGACGCGUAUCUUCAUCUACUUGCCGUAUAUCCACUUCAAUGGGGAAACGAAGAUAAAGACGGAUCAUCCUCCGUGUCAUUCUAGCUACUAAGCAAGAAGUUGCUGAGAAGAUGUUGCUCCGUCUAUAUCACCAAAGACCAAAGUUGUACUACUUGUAUAUUAACCUGCUUGGCAAAAGGUGUGGCUACAACUUCGCAUAUCAUAUCGCCAAAGUUGUAGGUAGUCUAUCAGCAAAGAGUAACAGGAGUUGUUUGAGGAUUAUGCAGCUGAGUUGUCUCUGAUAAAAACCAUCAAAAGAGACUGAAUCAAAAUUAACGAGUUCUCACUUUUUUUGGAAGUUGUCUUUCUUUCGUAUUAAUUUACAUCUCUAGAAGAAUGGAAGCGAAGGCGGAGGCUAGAGCAAUGUUGUUUUUUGAUUUUCUUUCAUUCUCGUCUGAACAAGAAGUGUUUGCACCUACUGAGAGCGAUAAGAUAGAAACGCGAGCAGAAAGCUUUUUUCCGAAUGAUGUCUCAUUUUUGAAAGUAUUCAAUAACUUCGGAAAAUCUUCUUGAGAGAUAUCUAUGACGAACUACAGGCUGUUUUCCAGAUCCAGUGUAAAGCCGUUGCUUCUUUGCGUCAAGCCUAGGUCGUCUGAGACGCAUUGUGACCACUGAGACUGGCUAUCAUUGCAACUGAGACGCAUCGCGCUAGCUGCUGGCAUGUUGAUUUGUGACCAAUAUGAUGGAAAUAGAGUUAGUGUCAGUGGUCAAUGAUGGUGUGGAGAGUACGAGAGCCCAGAGGACGAGGGUAGCGCGACAUUGCCGACAGAAUAGAAUAGAGAAGCAGCUCGUAUUUCUUUGCUGGGUCAUUUGAU
Messenger RNA from Amoebophrya sp. A25, 7883 nucleotides. The record is from the annotation of a GenBank genome assembly. NCBI's taxonomy places the organism in Eukaryota, Dinophyceae, Syndiniales, Amoebophryaceae.